AAGAAGAUCAAGUGUGCCCCUUUCUGUGUUCAUUGUCUAUUUCUAUAUAGCACACUAACUUCCACUUCUCUGAAACACAGCAUUAUCUAUCUCACAAGUCACAACUACUACUACUCUCUCUCUUUUAUUAUCACCCCUUUUGCACUAAAUCUCACUCUCUCUUCUAUAUCAAGGGCUGAUCACAGAACCUCAAUAUAUUUCUAAUAAUAAUUUGUAAAGUUUGAGUUAUUGUUUCGAGACACACAGAAAAAGAGAGAGAGAGAGAGAAAGAAAUGGGAAGAGGGAGGGUUGAGCUGAAGAGGAUAGAGAACAAAAUCAACCGCCAAGUUACUUUCUCAAAAAGAAGGAACGGUUUGCUCAAGAAAGCCUAUGAGCUCUCAGUUCUCUGCGAUGCUGAGGUUGCCCUCAUCAUUUUCUCAAGCCGUGGAAAGCUCUAUGAAUUUGGAAAUGUUGGCAUUACCAAAACUAUUGAGCGAUACCAACGUUGCUCUUUUACUCCUCAAGAUGAACACGUUGAAUGUGAAACUCAGAGCUGGUACCAAGAGGUGUCAAAGCUAAAGGCAAAGUAUGAGUCUCUUCAAAGGACUCAGAGGCAUUUACUCGGGGAAGACCUUGGACCAUUGAACAUAAAGGAGCUGCAGAAUCUUGAGAAACAACUUGAAGGGGCUUUAGCACAAACUAGGCAAAGGAAGACACAAAUUAUGAUUGAACAAAUGGAAGAGCUUCGCAUAAGGGAACGCCAACUUGGAGACAUGAACAAGCAACUUAGACUUAAGCUUGAAGCUCAGGGGUUUAAUCUUAAAGCUAUGGAAAGCUUGUGGAGCUCCACUUCAGCUGCUGGAAAUAGUGGCUUUCCCUUUCAGCCUCCUCAAAACAGCCCUAUGGAUUACCAGGCAGAACCCUUUUUGCAAAUAGGGUAUCAUCAAUAUGUUCAAGCUGAGGCAUCUAAUGUUUCAAAGAGCAUGGCUUGUGAAACUAACUUCAUGCAAGGAUGGAUCCUUUGAUCAAUCAUACUUAAUAAUUAAGUAUAUGAUUUACCCUAUUGUUUAUAUGCUUUUUAGAUUUGUGUUUUGGAUGUACCUUUGUGGCCAGCAAGUUGCAGACUUCUUUAGUGCUUUCUGAAAUUGGAUACAAGUACAGACAAUGGUUUUACUAUAUGUUAAAGCAAUGCUAUUGUUUUGAACUUUAAAUCUA
Messenger RNA from Cajanus cajan (pigeon pea), 1194 nucleotides. It is a transcript of the gene AGL6, whose product is annotated as AGAMOUS-like 6. Gene Ontology annotation, molecular function: DNA-binding transcription factor activity; protein dimerization activity; RNA polymerase II transcription regulatory region sequence-specific DNA binding. Lineage: Eukaryota; Viridiplantae; Streptophyta; Magnoliopsida; Fabales; Fabaceae. Gene Ontology annotation, cellular component: nucleus. The record is from RefSeq and is a predicted model, not a curated record. Gene Ontology annotation, biological process: positive regulation of transcription by RNA polymerase II.